This is a messenger RNA of Paramecium primaurelia, 305 nucleotides long. Lineage: Eukaryota; Ciliophora; Oligohymenophorea; Peniculida; Parameciidae. The record is from the annotation of a GenBank genome assembly.
AUGCUGAAUUGGCUGAUUUUGGACUCCCAGAAGUUGGAUUCUAUAAUAGAAGCUAUAGAAUCGUAAAAUAUUAAUAUUUAUUAUCAUUUAGGAUCACAAUACCAGAAUUUGCUGAUCAUAACGCUCCUAAAUUCAAUAUAAUUUUCGAUUUAAAGCUAACUCAAGCAUAAUAAGUGAUUAAAUUAAGUACAUAAAAUGAAAGCAGUAAAAAUAAAAGGAUUGUAGGAACUCCAGAUUAAAUAGCUCCAGAAGUUUUAAAAGGAGAAUCUUUAACAAAUAGUAGUUUAGACUAUUGGAGUCUAUGA